CCCGCGACCGCCAUUUUCACGGGCUCUCUGGGCUGACUCCCGUCAGUGUGGCUGGGUGACUCGGCGUCUCCCUUGGGCCCCCGAAACCAGGUCGAGGACACUGGUUAGGAUUCCAGCAGACCGGACGGAACCAGGGAUUCUGGCUCACAAUGGCUGACGACGAGGAGAAAGACUUGCAGAAAUUUCUUAAAAAUGUGGAUGAAAUCACCAAUUUAAUCCAGGAAAUGAACUCUGCUGACCCAGCUGUGCAACAGAAAGCAGUCCUCGAGACAGAAAAGAGACUAGCGUUGGCAGAAGUAGUCCACAAUGAGGAUGAGUGCAGAACCGCCUUGAACAAGACCAUGAUCAGUCCCGCACAGGCUCCUACAAAGAGUGCAGAUGAGAGAAACUCAGAGGCCUUCUUGGCGUCUGUAGAGAAGGAUGCAAAGGAACGUGCCAAGAGAAGAAAGGAAAACAAAGCCUUAGCAACUGCCCUGAAGGAAAGGGGGAAUGACGCAUUUGUCAGAGGAGAUUAUGAAGCAGCUAUCCUGUGUUACAGCGAGGGACUGAAGAAGCUGAAGGACAUGAAAGUGCUGUACACCAACCGAGCUCAGGCUUAUAUCAAACUUGGGGACUACCAGAAAGCAGUGGUGGACUGUGACUGGGCUCUUAAGUGUGAUGAGAAAUGUACCAAGGCAUAUUUUCACAUGGGGAAAGCCCACCUGGCUCUGAAGAACUACAGCGAGUCCAGAGAGUGUUUUCAGAAGAUCUUAGAAAUAAGCCCCAAGCUGCAGACACAGGUGAAAGAUUACCUGAACCAAGUCAAUCUCAAGGAGAAAGCAGACCUUCAAGAGAAGGAAGCCCAUAAAUAUCUGGAUUCAGGAAAGAACACGGCCGUGACAACCAAAACUCUCCUGGAGAGUCUUUCCAAGUCUGAUCAGAAUCCCUUGUUCUACGCAGGGGGGAUUGAGAUCCUGACUGGAAUGAUGAAGGACUGCACAGAACGAACUUUAUUCAGGACACACGGUGGAUUCAGCAUCAUCAUUGAGAAUGAGGUCAUAAGAAGGUGCUUUUCCACAGCAAGGAAAGAUGCGGUGGAAGAGAUGGUGUGCGUGGCUGUCCUCCAGCUCUGGAAGGCUGUGUGCAUUGAUAAUGAAGAGAACCAGCGCCUGCUCCUGAUGAGCCCUGACACCAGCAGACUGCUACCUGCCCUCGUGGCCUCUGAGGUCCCAGGCAUCCAGCAGCAGAGCCUGGCCCUGCUGCUCCAGCUCGCGCAGACAGAGAACGGACGUAACCUGAUCAUCGGCCACCUUGACCUCACCCGAUUGCUGGAAGCCCUGGUGUCAUUCCUCAAUUUCUCAGAUAAGAAGGCCAACUCAGCCAUGGGACUGUUCACGGACUUGGCUCUGGAAGAAAGAUUCCAAGCCUGGUUCCAGACCAACCUUUUUGGUGUUCUCCCUGCACUCAAAAGCGUGCUGAAGAGAGACCCCAAGGUGGGCAGCCCCACAGCUCUCUGCCAGUGCAUCGCCAUCAUGGGGAACCUCAGCGCAGAGGCUGCCAUCGGCAAACAGCUGUGUGCCUCAGAGGAAUUUGGAGAAGCCUGCUUGGGCCUCAUGGUACGGUGUGAAGAGGAUGUGGAUGUGUUCAGAGAGGUCAUCUACACACUCCUGGGACUCCUAAUGAACUUGUGCCUUCAGUCUCCCAUUAUCUCUGAGGUUUGGGCCUCCAAGGUGAGCAGGAGGUGCCUGUCUCUACUGAACAGCCAGGACGGAGGCCUCAUGACGAGAGCUGCCGGUGUUCUAAGCCGCACCUUGUCGUCCUCUCUGAUAAUCACUGGGGAGGCCCUCAGAGCAGGAGUGGUGAAGAAAAUGAUGAAGUUCCUAAAGACGGGAGGCCAGAAAGCAUCACGGUAUGCCGUAAAGAUACUAGCUGUCUGCACUAACAGUUAUCACGAGGCACGAGAAGAAGUGGUCAGACUCGAUAAAAACUUCAGCAUCUUGAUGAAGCUGCUGAACUCGGAGGACGAGAUCCUUGUGGGGAACGCCGCCCUCUGCCUGGGGAACUGCGCGGAGGUGCCAUACACCGCGACCUCCCUGCUGAAGACAAACAUCGUGCAGGUGCUGCUGAAGCAGGCGGCCAGCGACACACAAAAGACGGCUGUGCAGCUCAAUGCCGGCAUUGCCCUGGGGAAGCUUUGCACCGUGGAGCCCAGGUUUGCUGCUCAGCUGAGACAGCUUCAUGGGCUGGAAAUCCUCAACUCUACUGUGAAGCACCUGGAUGACUCCUGAGACGCAGGUGCAGGUGGGCGUGCAGUUUGGUGACACUCAGCUGUCUGCUGUGGGUUGUUUCUGUGCUAAUAAAGACUCCAGAAUGUC
Erinaceus europaeus (western European hedgehog) is the source of this 2354-nucleotide messenger RNA. It is a transcript of the gene TTC12, whose product is annotated as tetratricopeptide repeat domain 12. Bases 150 to 2267 code for a protein of 705 amino acids. The transcript has 22 exons. The record is from RefSeq and is a predicted model, not a curated record. NCBI's taxonomy places the organism in Eukaryota, Metazoa, Chordata, Mammalia, Eulipotyphla, Erinaceidae. Gene Ontology annotation, molecular function: protein binding.